This is a messenger RNA of Culex pipiens pallens (northern house mosquito), 2563 nucleotides long. RefSeq lists its product as uncharacterized. The record is from RefSeq and is a predicted model, not a curated record. Gene Ontology annotation, molecular function: serine hydrolase activity. Bases 117 to 1178 code for a protein of 353 amino acids. NCBI's taxonomy places the organism in Eukaryota, Metazoa, Arthropoda, Insecta, Diptera, Culicidae. The transcript has 3 exons.
CACAGUUGUCCCUCAUCAUAAAACCAAUCAGUUAUUCGCGCAAACAUAGUCCAUAGUGCAAGCAGUACUUCAGCAGUUGCUCCACGUUGAUAAGUUCCCUUUGAACCUCUUCAGAUAUGCUGCACCUGUCCUACCGGCUAGUCUCGCGAGGCUUGAAGCACCAUCCCUGCUGUAAUCUCCGAACUUCCAGGUUCAACCAGCUCAGUACCGUCGGAUACGGCUGGCUGGCUGCGACAACGGACCACAAUCAGGUCAUUCGGGGCAUCUGCUGCUCGACUGAUCAUCAACCACGGGCAAUCAGGAUGAGUUCGAGGAGUGCCAGUACGAAGGCGGGCGGUUGUGGUCCGAUUCGGAUACACAGCUUGACGAAGAAUCUGCACUUUUACAGUGGAUCGAGCAGGAAGUGGGACAAGGAUGCGAAGACGUUACGGUUGAGUGAGCCGCUGGAGAAGCCGUUGGUUCUGCUGCUGUGCUGGCUGCAGGCUUCGGAGAAACAUCUGCGAAAGUUUGCCGAGUUCUACCAGGAGCAGGGCUUUGAAGUGUUGGUGGCGCACAUUACGCCGUGGCAGUUGAUGUGGCCGGUGUACGGGUCGCAGGCCGUGGCGGCCGAUAUCGUAAAGUUCUUGAAAAACAACACGCUCGAGCAGGGCGUCGUCCUGCACGGGUUCUCUGUCGGAGGGUAUUUGUGGGGAGAGUGUCUUGUGAGGCUGGACCAGGAUGAAGACGGCAAGGCUACGCUGGGCAAGAUCAAGGGUCAGAUCUGGGACAGUGCGGCGGACAUCACGGAGAUCCCUGUUGGAGUGCCGCACGCCGUGCUACCAAAGAACCCAACCCUGCAAGGAGCUCUGCGAAGUUACAUCACCUACCACUUGAAGCUGUUCCACGAGGAAGCCACCCAGUAUUACGAAAAGUGCAACCGGCUGUACUUUUACGAGCCAGCUCGGUGUCCCGCCCUGCUGCUAGUCUCCAAGACCGACCCCGUUGGAACGGAGGCCGCCAAUCGGCGCCUGAUGGCCACCUGGGACUCGGUGGGCGUCAAGACCACCAUCAAGUGCUGGGACCGGUCGCCGCACGUGGGACACUUCCACCGGCACCGGGACGAGUACAUCGAGCAGGUGGUGAACCACCUCGGCUCGCUGGACAUUGCAGGUUAUACGGCGCCAAAGGCGAAGCUGUGAGCGGCGCAGACAAAUGGAUGUGGAAUUUAAAUUGAUUGUUUAGGUAGACACUAGCGCAAUCUGUUGCUCAAACGAGUAAUUAAUUUUCAACUCGAGUGGAACCACAGACGAGUAGAUGGAGAUAUCUUUUCAAAUCCAUCUAUCAUCAAUUAUCCCUUUCAGGCCUGAUAGGAUAUGACCCAAAAAUCAAAAUUUUGAAAACUAUCCUAUUAUUUUCGUCAUUUUCCCAUCAUUAGAUAAAAAAAUAUUUUUUGAAAACUCAGGCCAGAAAGGGUUAUGGAGUUUAAAAAAAAAGUCAAGAUGUUAAAUUUUGGUUGAAUUUGGAUUCACCGCAAGGGUUUUUAGAUUUUCGCAUUUUUUUAAACGAAACAAAAUUUUGCAUCGUCAGUUUUUCCGUACUGAUGGCACCUAUUUUGGAUCCAGAAGAUGGAUUGGUUUCGGAAUAUAGCAAAAAUCUGAUUAAAAAAUCUAUUAUAUGCUUGUUUUAAAUGCAAAACAUUGAAAAAUAUCGAAAAUCUGGUAAAAAAUCGCAAAGUACGCAAAGUUCUUGAUAAAUUAAACCUUCUUAAGUUUUAGACACCUUCAGGUAAGAUAAAUCAUAAAAAUGUCAUUUUUUUUAAUGCGAAAAAAAAAGUUUUUUCAAAAAAAAACCUUCUAGUGACUUUGUAACGGUGCCCUUUAUCAAAACAUUUUUAACCCCAUUUUGAUUACAAAUUUGAUUUAUCAAUUUUGGUCUUCGACUUUUAAUGAAACAAAGUGUAUUAAAAAAAAUCAAAUGUAAUUUUUAUCUCUGAACGUGUUUACAUGUUAAUGUCAAUUGGGUCCUAAAAUGAAGCUUAGAUUGCUGAUAUUAUUGUUUACAGCGAUAAAGUUUAUUUUUCUGAGUACAAUGACCCUUUGUACGACCACAAAGAGUUUAAAAUGGAUUUUUAAAUCAAUUUUGAAAAAUUAACCUCGCGGUCCUUCUUGACAGAAAUGCUCCUACUUGACAGCUCGGUCCAAGGGUACCAUAGUUAAUCCAUCGAAAAAUUUUUGUCUUGUAAUUUUUUUUUGCAUUAAAAUGAAAAAAAGUGAUCAAAAAUGGUUUUUAAUCGUGUUUUUUACCGUUGUACAUAAAAAUUUACAUAGGGCUUUAGUACCCAAUUUGAAAUGAUCGUUGUUAAAGCAACACAAAUUAUUUCAACAUCUGUUUGUCUAUGCUGUGGCGUUCCACACCCUGUGAUAUAACAAAAUAACCAUUACCUCCUCCACCAUGCAACAUGAAAUUUGGCGUAAAAUUAGCCUAAACAGAGAUUAGACUCCAUAGAUUUUUGUUUCUGUACUGUGUGUGUGUGUAUAUGUAAAACUGAUUGUGAAUAAAUCGAACGAUAAGCUACCCUUUUGAU